Molecule: messenger RNA, 2367 nt
Organism: Colletotrichum abscissum
Lineage: Eukaryota; Fungi; Ascomycota; Sordariomycetes; Glomerellales; Glomerellaceae
Product: aconitate hydratase
Exons: 2
Coding region: 1-2367 (788 amino acids)
Biological process (GO): tricarboxylic acid cycle
Cellular component (GO): mitochondrion; cytosol
Molecular function (GO): aconitate hydratase activity; 4 iron, 4 sulfur cluster binding
Source: RefSeq, a predicted model, not a curated record
AUGUUGGCUUCACGACAGCUCCUGGGCUCUGUUGCCCGGAGCCGUACUGCCGCCAGUGCCCGUCUGGGACUGCGUGGCAUGGCUACCGUUUCUGACUCUCCCCUUGACCGCAAGGUCAAGCAGAACAUCCACGAGGAGGGCAACUUCAUCAACUACAAGAAGAUGUCCGAGAACCUGUCCAUCGUUCGCCAGCGUCUCAACCGCCCCCUGGCCUACGCUGAGAAGAUUCUCUACUCCCACUUGGACGACCCUCACGGACAAGAGAUCGAGCGUGGUGUCUCAUACCUGAAGCUCCGCCCCGAUCGCGUUGCUUGCCAGGAUGCCACUGCUCAGAUGGCUAUUCUGCAGUUCAUGUCUGCUGGCAUGCCCUCCGUCGCCAACCCCACUACUGUCCACUGCGAUCACUUGAUCGAGGCUCAGAUUGGUGGCUCUAAGGAUCUUGCCCGUGCCGUCGGCAUCAACAAGGAGGUCUACGACUUCCUUGCCUCUGCUUGCGCCAAGUACAACAUCGGUUUCUGGAAGCCCGGCUCUGGUAUCAUCCACCAGAUUGUCCUCGAGAACUACGCUUUCCCCGGUGGUCUUCUUAUCGGAACUGACUCUCACACUCCCAACGCUGGUGGUCUUGGUAUGUGCGCUAUCGGUGUCGGUGGUGCCGACGCCGUCGAUGUCAUGGCCAACCUUCCCUGGGAGCUGAAGGCCCCCAAGGUUAUCGGUGUCAAGCUCACUGGUGCUCUGAACCCCUGGGUCACUCCCAAGGAUAUCAUUCUCAAGGUUGCCGGUAUCUUGACCGUCAAGGGUGGUACUGGUGCCAUUGUUGAGUACCACGGCCCUGGUGUCGACACCCUCUCUGCCACUGGUAUGGGAACUAUCUGCAACAUGGGUGCUGAGAUCGGUGCCACCACCUCCCUCUUCCCCUUCAACGACUCUAUGCACAAGUACCUCACCGCCACCAAGCGUAAGGACAUUGGUGACUUCGCGAAGACCUACGCCAAGGAGCUUCGCGAGGAUGAGGGUGCUGAGUACGACCAGCUCAUCGAGAUCAACCUGUCCGAGCUCGAGCCCCACAUCAACGGUCCCUUCACCCCCGAUCUGGCCACCCCCAUCUCCAAGUUCAGCGAGGCUGUCAAGGCCAACAACUGGCCCGAGGAUCUCAAGGUCGGUCUGAUCGGUUCUUGCACCAACUCCUCCUACGAGGACAUGACCCGCGGUGCUGCCAUCGCUCGCGACGCUCUCGACCACGGUAUCAAGUCCAAGGCCAUCUUCACCAUCACCCCCGGUUCCGAGCAGAUUCGCGCCACCAUUGAGCGCGAUGGUCAGCUUCAGACCUUCGAGGAGUACGGCGGUAUUGUCCUUGCCAACGCCUGCGGUCCCUGCAUUGGUCAGUGGGAUCGUCAGGAUGUCAAGAAGGGCACCCCCAACUCCAUCAUCUCUUCCUACAACCGUAACUUCACCGGACGUAACGACGGUAACCCCGCCACCCACUCCUUCGUCGCCUCUCCCGACAUGGUCGUUGCCAUGACUGUCGCCGGCAGCCUCCACUUCAACCCCCUUACCGACAAGCUCAAGGACAAGGACGGCAACGAGUUCAUGCUCAAGCCUCCUUCCGGAGACUCUCUCCCCAGCCGCGGAUACGACCCCGGCCAGAACACCUACCAGGCUCCUCCCGCCGACCGCAGCACCGUCAACGUCCAGGUCUCUCCCUCCUCCGACCGUCUUCAGAUCCUGUCCUCCUUCCAGCCUUGGGAUGGCAAGGAUGUCAACGAUAUCCCCAUCCUCAUCAAGUGCAAGGGCAAGACCACCACUGACCACAUCUCCAUGGCCGGUCCCUGGUUGAAGUACCGUGGCCACUUGGACAACAUCUCCAACAACAUGUUGAUUGGUGCCAUCAACGAGGCCAACGGCGAGGCCAACAAGAUUCAGAACUUCACUACCGGCGAAUGGGACGCCGUCCCCGCCGUCGCCCGUGACUACAAGGCCAAGGGUAUUAAGUGGGUUGUCAUUGGUGACUGGAACUACGGCGAGGGUUCUUCCCGUGAGCACGCCGCUCUUGAGCCCCGUCACCUUGGUGGUCUUGCCAUCAUCACCCGCUCCUUCGCCCGUAUUCACGAGACCAACCUGAAGAAGCAGGGUAUGCUUCCUCUUACCUUCUCCGACCCCGCCGACUACGACAAGAUCAGACCCGAGGACAAGGUCGACAUCCUCGCCACUGAGCUCGAGGUCGGCAAGCCUCUGACCAUGGUUGUCCACCCCAAGGAUGGCAAGGCCUUCGAGGUCAAGCUCUCCCACACCUUCAACGCCCCCCAGAUUGAGUGGUUCAAGAACGGUUCCGCUCUUAACACCAUGGCCAAGUCCGCUGGCAAGUCAUAA